Molecule: messenger RNA, 3589 nt
Organism: Xyrichtys novacula (pearly razorfish)
Lineage: Eukaryota; Metazoa; Chordata; Actinopteri; Labriformes; Labridae
Source: the annotation of a GenBank genome assembly
AUGGUGGUGAUGAAGAUGAAGUUCCCCUUUCAGAAAAGGGUAAAGUUGGCCCAGGGACUGUGGCUCCUCUCCUGGGGCGCCACGGUGGCUGGAGCAUUAACCUUCAGCCUCGGAUGCAUUCUCAAGACGGAGCUGCUAAGGAGGGCAGAGGUACCUUUUGAGACUUUUUCUAGGACUUUUUUUUAUAAUUCUCAAAAGAUUUUUUUUAACAUGUAGGCUAACAAUAAAUACUAGUGAUACUAAACAAAUUCAAAGCAACAGUAAUCAACUUGUUCUCAUAUUUCAAAGCUUAACUAUGUAGUAGUGUGUAUGCAGUUGUAGUCAUGCUGCCCCCAGUCUGAUUUUGCUUGUGACUUGGAGAUCAUUACCACUAAACUAAUAUUGUCAUAUUAAUGCCAUAUAACUCUUUUCUGUUUGGUUGUUAUUACACUCCAAGAAUAUUGGUUAGCCGUGUGGUGACAAAGCUGAUUUACAUCAAUAUUGUCCAGUAUGCUGACAACUAUUAUGAUUUUAAUUUUUGGUGUUUAACAAGAAAGAAGUUAGGGAAAAAGUGAUAAAAAUGAAUUUGAUAAUAAAUUUUCCAUGUUGAUUUGAUACAAUGAAGAGGUAGAUAUACCUGUGACCCACUUAAGGUCCUGAUUCAUCAUUUAUUAGACUAAGCUCUGUCACUCAUCCUAAUCUCUAUGAAUAAGGUCAUCUCAACUUUACAUUUCAUAUAGCUACAAAGCCCAUUGAUUGUAAAGUCUUGUAGAUCGUGUAAAUAACAUUUUAUUGUCAUAUAGACAUUCAAGCACCAAAAUAAGCUUUCAGGCUGUAGAUAUUUCCAUGACAUUUUAAACUGAAAUGAGGAGACAUUUUUGACCUCCAUUCAUUUUCAGUUUUGUUAACAUUAAUUGAAAAUAAUAAAAAUCUCAUUUUUUAAUGUCAUUAUGCAGGGGAAAUCAACAUGUGCAUAUUAUGAAUGAAAAUUAGAGUCAUGCAUGAUAUUUAUAAGUAAAUGAAUAAAACAGAGUCUGAAACACCACUGUCAGUGCUAUUAAUGUUACAAAUUGUUAGACAUAUGAAGACCCACAAAAUACUGUGAAAUACAUGUUAGAUGCUCUUGGCAUCUCUUUACACAUCUUGUCGAGAAAUUCCUCUAUGAAAACUAAACAUCACUGGGUUCCACAAUAGCCUAUAGUAUUUCCACUUACAUGACAGUAACCAAUCAUGUAAGUGGGUUAAGUUAACAUUGAGUUGAUGAAAGACUGUAUUAAUGUGUUCCAGCAGCUCUCCUGAAAGACUUGAAGUGGGCUGCUCACUGCUCCAAGGCUCUAUGUAAACUGAGAGGCUCUCAAUUAUGAAUUAUUUUGUGACUGGAGUUGUCAUAGUCAUAGCAUUAUAUAGCUAUAGAGCCAAAAAUAUUUCUUACUUCUUUCCAGAGAAAAGCCUUCUCUCUCUCUCUCUCUCUCUCUCUCUCUCUCACACACACACACACACUUUAAAUUCUGUGUUUCCUUUCUCAGAGCAUCUUCAUCACACUUUCUUUGAACUUCAAAGCUCUCCAGCUCUCACAAAACUUUAACUUUGAAGUAAGAUUAAGUCAGGCUGAAUUAGUAAGACAUGUUCCUAAAGUGAGACACAGUACAUCUAUAAUUCAUACAAACAUCUUAAAAUUCAGCUGCAAGUAAAUAUUUCACUCAUUAGCAGUUACAUGGACCUACAGUCUGAUAAGAAAUGAUAAGAAAACUUUUUUGUUUCAUAGUUUUUAAGUGUUUAUUUAAAGCUCUUGCAAGGAGCUUUUGGUUUGUGUCUGUUUUUGCACCACCUUGUGGACACAUGCUAUGUUGUUUUUUCCUUAAUAGAAAAAUCUGUCAUGUUCCAACCAAGAAUCUUGUUCUUUUAAAAUGUGGAAUAGAAGGUUGUUUACUGCAGUGUGCUGUUCAUUAUUUUGUAUUUGACAACUACCCUUGGCAGCAGUUUCAGACGCUCAAACAAACUAUACAGGGAUAAAACAUCUAUAUGUCAUUGGUGUUGUUUGCUUCUAUAGGUCAUACAUAGGAGUCAUUAUGAAUUCAGUCUCUUUUAUGAAUAGCUAUAAAUAAUCACUAUAGCUUUAACAUGUAUUUUCAUGAGUACUUGGGUCAUUGCAGGCAAAUAAAAAUGUGAGGUGGUAUAUUUUCCAAUAUAAGUUUAUUGUCUGCUUGUUAAAAAACAAAUGGUGUCUAAUGUGCUCAGUGUCUUUUCUUGUGUCUUACAGGUGAUGGAUAACUCAGACAUACAUGUGGUGCCAAACACUCUCAUUAUUGUUGGUCUGGCCUCUUUGGGAAUCAACUACUUUGCUUCAAAGAUCUGCCAAGAUGCUCUGGAUGCUGGCCGAUUUCCCCGCUGGAGGAACUUCCUGAAGCCAUAUUUUGCUGUCUCUUCUUUCUUCACCAUGCUCAUGCUGCUAGCUGUUAUCAUGAGCUAUGCGAUGACAGGCAGUCUGGAGUCAUCUCUGAAGGUUGGCCUGAGGAACGGCAUCCGCUUCUACAAGGACACAGACACACCAGGCCGCUGCUUCCAGAAACAGAUUGUUGACCGCCUGCAGAUGAACUUCCAGUGCUGUGGAAACAAUGACUUCAGGGACUGGUUUGAGGUCCAGUGGAUCAGCAACCGAUACCUAGAUUUCAACUCCAAGGAGGUGAAAGAGUGAGUUGGUUUCAUUGUCUGAGUGUUUUGUCCUUAAACAGCCACAAAUAAUUAUCAAAAUCAUCUUGAGCAUAUCUGUACCCAUGUUUUGUUUCCCUAGCCGCAUCAAGAGCAAUGUUGAUGGCCGUUACUUGGUGGAUGGAGUCCCGUUCAGUUGCUGCAACCCCAGCUCUCCAAGGCCAUGUAUCCAAUAUCAUCUCACCAAUAACUCUGCUCACUAUAACUAUGACUACCAAACUGAGGAGCUCAAUAUCUAUCUCCGAGGCUGCAGGGAGGCUCUGGUCAACUUCUACAUGGGGCUAAUGAACACCAUCGGGGCUGGAGUGUUCUCAGUCUUCCUCUUACAGGUACAGAAUGAGAAUUACAGAGACCAAAGGCAGAGUUGGUGUUGCCCCAGUGUACUUUUAAUAUGGAGGAUGGUCAAGGUGUUAUAUUGACUUCUUGGAGACUGGUACAUCUAAUUCAUUGUUGUGCACUAUCUUUACACACUCAUUAAAAACUCUUCCUCCUUUUCAGGGCUCUGUGCUGGUGAGCCUUCGGUUCCUGCAAACCUCCAUGGAGGCAGUGGCAGGGAAGGAAAACACAGAAAUUGAGACAGAGGGGUACUUGCUAGAGAAGGGAGUAAAAGAAACCAUCAUGGAGACCAUCGACCCUCUGAUGAAGUUUUUCCUGUUCAAUAACAAGGUGGAGGAGGAUGCGUCAACCAGCACAGCUGCUGCCCCAGAGACCAGCUAGACCUCAGAGGAUGUACACUCACAUAAAUAAUGUUAACCCAGAGAGGGAAUCUUAGGAAUAGUUAUAAAUUACAAUGUUAAUGACAGAUUCUCUUUUCAAUUUGAAACAUAAUGGAUUUUUAACUGUCAGAUGUCCAUCAUGGGGGAACAACAACUAUAAACUCCUACACAAAAUUUAAACACUG